Durotheca rogersii is the source of this 528-nucleotide messenger RNA. RefSeq lists its product as uncharacterized. The record is from RefSeq and is a predicted model, not a curated record. Bases 1 to 528 code for a protein of 175 amino acids. The transcript is spliced from 2 exons. NCBI's taxonomy places the organism in Eukaryota, Fungi, Ascomycota, Sordariomycetes, Xylariales, Xylariaceae.
AUGGGUUCCGUCUUAGCGAACAAGGACGUCAACGCGGCCCUGCAGACCCAGGACCCGGCCGCCAAAGCCCAGAGCAAGACCUCCGGCGCCAAGACCCUGGAGCAGCAGCGCCAGCGGCUGCAGUCCAAGAUGGAGGAAGAGAAGUACGGAUCCUCCAACGCUACUAGCACCAUCACCACCACCACCAUUGUUGCCGCCGCUGCCGCCGCCGGUUCCAGCACCACCGCUGCCACCAAGAGCGCCGUCACUACCCACGAGGCCACGGCCCCCCUCGGCUUGUUCCACCACCCCCCGAACGCGCAGCCGUCAGCUAACCUGGGGGACGCCGCCGACGGUAGAAACAAGCAGCAGUACAUCUCGCCCUCGGACAACAUCAUGAGUCCUUGCACCGCCAAGCUGAGCGCCCUCAAGGGCCGCCAGAUGAACCGCAUCAAGCCCAAGUCUCUCUUCGCCCAGUCCUCCGCCAAGGCUCUCGCCGGCAAAGCCCCGCGCUCCAACCUGUCCGCCGACGGCGCCGCCGCCGCCUGA